Messenger RNA from Linum trigynum, 603 nucleotides. NCBI's taxonomy places the organism in Eukaryota, Viridiplantae, Streptophyta, Magnoliopsida, Malpighiales, Linaceae. The record is from the annotation of a GenBank genome assembly.
CGGAAGAUCCUCGGUCACAGUUGGCAGCAACAAUCUCCGGGAGAAAGGAAACUGCUCUCCGCGGCUCUUCCCUUCUCUUCUUCGCAAACCAAAGCGGGAAUAUGAACACCCAGGCAGAACAGGGAGACGAGGAUUUUGAUUUUCAGGUCGGUUGGUCGCCGUCGCUCCAGUCGCCCCACUGGAUGAGCGCCGCCGCCGUUCGCCCACCCAUCGCAGGAACCCCCCUCUCCCAAUCGCCCCCAAAUCCUUCCCGCCCUACCGUCGCAACCAAGGCGUCGUUCUCCCUGGAUGAACAUCGCCCAGCUCCCCCGUCGCAGCCAAGCCGCCGUUCGCCCUGGAAUUCCGAGUUCAGUCGCUGCGGCUGCUGCGGAGCGAAGGUGAGGAGCGAAGGUCGACGUUCUCCCAGAUAUAGGAAGACGGACCGGCGCCGUUGAGGAGGAAGGAGGAUGAAGCAGAGUGGUCGUCGACGGCAUAGGAAGGGAUACCGGCCUGUCCUGACUCCUCAGGCGGGUUGCGGGUCGGGUAGCGAAGAACCCAUUAAUGGCCGGACCAGCUUUAUGUCCGGUUCGGUUUUGGUUGUUUCAAUAAGUGAUUUAGAUAGAA